Molecule: messenger RNA, 1058 nt
Organism: Hypomesus transpacificus
Lineage: Eukaryota; Metazoa; Chordata; Actinopteri; Osmeriformes; Osmeridae
Product: type II inositol 3,4-bisphosphate 4-phosphatase-like
Exons: 8
Coding region: 1-903 (300 amino acids)
Cellular component (GO): cytoplasm
Molecular function (GO): phosphatidylinositol-3,4-bisphosphate 4-phosphatase activity
Source: RefSeq, a predicted model, not a curated record
AUGUUCCCGGGCGCCGACCCCGACACGCUCGGCGCGGCCGAUCGACGGAAGCGCCAGGCGCUAGGAGCUGUCCCAGGAUAUGAUAGAGAGGGGGCUUAUCUAUUGUAUGGCAGACGCAGCUGUUUGGCUAUGGCACCCUCGUUUGAUAUAUCCCCUGCGCCCGUCGAAUGUUUUGACCAGCUCCGCGCCUCGAGAGCGGAUAGCUGUGAAAUGUUAAUGCACUUAUUUGUCACCGCCAUCGCUUUCAAGGAGCCUUUCCAGAGAAAUGUAUUCUCUGGCACGCUGCGCGGGAGAGAGCGCCGUCUCGACGAGUUCCCGGAUAACAUCAAGUCGAAAGCUGUUCAUCCUGUGUUCUUCAACAUAGGAAUCAACCAGCAACAGAGUCUGGCUGAAAGGUUUGGAGACAGCUCUGUUCAGGACAGGAUUAACCAGAGGAGCUUUGAGCUUCUGAAGGUCUACUACAACACACUGAAGAAGACACUGCCCUCUGUCUGUGGUGUGGAGGUGGAGGAGGUGCUGGUGUCUCUGCAGGUCAGCCUGCAGAGCAGGAGGAGGAAGAACACAGAUGUGCUCUGGCUGGCAGCUCAGGUGUGCAGGGCUCUGAGGGGGGUCAGAUUGACCAGCUGUAAGAGUGCUAAGGACCGCACCUCCAUGUCUGUCACCCUGGAGCAGGUCAGGGUGCUCAGCCAGCAGCACAACCUCAGCCCCCAACACUUCCCCCGCGCGCUGGACUGCAUGAGGAGUGCCCGUCAGGGCUGGGGUCAGAUGGCUCCUGGGGGGUGUGGGGGGUGUGUCCAGGGCCAGGCCCCGCCCCCCUCCCUGGCGGUGCUACUAGUCUCUGCCCACCUGCUGGUGGUUUGGCUCCUCCUCCUCAGCCUGGUGCUGCUGGCUCGGCCCCUCUAACACUGGAGGGCUGCCGGAUGGAGAACGUGCAGAAGAAUAUCUGCAGCAGGAAGUACGCCUUCAACAGUGUUCAGCUGCUCACCUUCCCCAGACUGUACCGCCCUCCGGAGGGCACCUACGGCAAGGCGGGGUCCUAGAGGAGGGGGGGGGUCCUA